Molecule: messenger RNA, 1660 nt
Organism: Botrytis deweyae
Lineage: Eukaryota; Fungi; Ascomycota; Leotiomycetes; Helotiales; Sclerotiniaceae
Exons: 5
Coding region: 1-1269 (422 amino acids)
Cellular component (GO): intracellular anatomical structure
Molecular function (GO): NADPH dehydrogenase activity; NADP binding; FMN binding
Source: RefSeq, a predicted model, not a curated record
AUGAUGGCGCCUUCUAAGACCAAAGCAAUCAAUGCCAGAGCAGAGAACGUUCCAUAUUUCACACCUGCUCAAAAUCCUCCAUCCGGAACAGCAGUAAGCCCUUCAUUGAAGGCUCAAAUCAUCCCAAAACUUUUUCAACCAUUGACCAUUAGAGGCGUAACUUUCCAAAAUAGAAUAUGGGUUUCGCCGUUAUGUCAAUACUCGGCUGAAAAUGGGAAAGUAACACCAUGGCACAUGUCCCAAAUCGGUGGCUGGGUCACGCGUGGUCCUGGUCUUACUAUGGUAGAAGGAACUGCUGUUUCAAAAAACGGGCGGAUCGAUCCUAAUGGAGUAGGCCUUUGGAAUGAGGAGCAGCUUGAAGCUUUGAAAGCGAUUGUAGAAUUCACACAUUCCCAGGCACGUAAAGGUCCUCAGUUUCCAACUCUGCUUGAACGUAGCCAACACAUCGGUAUUCAGCUCAUGCAUGCAGGCCGAAAAGCUUCCACGGUUGCACCAUGGCUGGGAAAUGGGAAUGCAACCGAAGAGACAGGUGGUUGGCCUGAUGAUAUUAUCGGACCAAGUCCAGUGCCCUACAGUGAAGGCUCUUUCAUGCCUAAAGAAAUGACGCUCUCCGAUAUUGCAGAUUUCAGAAAGUCUUGGGUAAGCUCUGUUGAGCGUGCCUUACGAGCCGGGUUUGAUGUCAUUGAGAUCCAUGCGGCUCAUGGAUUUCUCUUUCAUCAAUUUCUAAGCCCUGUCAGUAAUAAGAGAACAGACGAGUAUGGUGGUAGUUUUGAAAAUCGCAUCCGUUUGCUUCUUGAAGUAAUUCAGGAUACUCGGCUUACGAUACCCGAGACAAUGCCUUUGUUCUUACGAAUAAGUGCAACAGAUUGGUUAGAGGAGACUGGAAUUGAUGGUUGGACUCUUGAAGAUAGCGCGCAAUUAGCAGUAAAAGCUGCAAGCUUCGGCGUAGAUUUUAUUGAUGUAUCUUCUGGUGGCUCCCAUCCAGGACAGAUCAUCAAAGUCGGCCCCGGGUACCAAGCUGGCUUUUCAAAAUACAUUAAGAGUGCUGUUAAGGACAAAGCCUUUGUCGGUGCUGUUGGUAGCAUCACAAACGGCGUGCAAGCUAAUGGACUUCUUGAAGAGGGCCUCGACGCCAUCUUCAGUGGAAGAAUGUUUCAGAAAAAUCCUGGUCUGGUUUGGUCGUGGGCGGAUGACUUGGGGAUUAUUGUACAUGCUGCAAGACAAAUACAAUGGGGUUUCAAAGAAAUUCCCAACCCACUCAUAGCCUAAAAUUUCUAGCGAAUAGUGCAUGACUUUCGCGUUUGUACCUAUUCAUCUCCUUAGAUCAUGUUAUGAAGCACCAAUAUGGGAUGAGAAGAGAAUGAAAAUAAGGGCCGAGAGGAAGAUGAUAUCAUUCUCGUAGAGUGCAAAGUAUAUAGACGGUAUGGGUACAAAUAGACAACUUCCACAAGCAAAUAUAAAUUAUCGAUGCUUUGCCUUUCUCCUCCAAACUUGCAUGCAAAAGUUAACAUAACGGGCACAGCUUCGAGAAAAUUUCCGAUGUAGAUACACUGCCUGUUAAUCGCCAUUCACCACUUUCCUGGCCUUGAAGAUCAAGACAGUAUAUCGUGAGCGUGGGAGGCCUAGCAUGGCAGCAACACUUGUUACAGCAUCAUCAAGA